Messenger RNA from Lucilia sericata (common green bottle fly), 2759 nucleotides. RefSeq names its product CUGBP Elav-like family member 2. Bases 24 to 1574 code for a protein of 516 amino acids. Gene Ontology annotation, molecular function: mRNA 3'-UTR binding. Gene Ontology annotation, biological process: mRNA splice site recognition; regulation of alternative mRNA splicing, via spliceosome. Gene Ontology annotation, cellular component: cytoplasm; ribonucleoprotein complex; nucleus. The transcript has 5 exons. NCBI's taxonomy places the organism in Eukaryota, Metazoa, Arthropoda, Insecta, Diptera, Calliphoridae. The record is from RefSeq and is a predicted model, not a curated record.
CAGAGCGUAAACUUUUCGUUGGCAUGUUAAAUAAGAAGUAUAAUGAAGCUGAUGUCCGACAAUUGUUUGCCGGUCAUGGCACCAUCGAGGAGUGCACGGUUUUGAGGGAUCAAAAUGGUCAAAGUAAAGGUUGUGCUUUCGUUACAUUCGAUACUAAACAACAUGCCAUCGGUGCCAUUAAAGCCCUACACCACAGUCAAACUAUGGAGGGUUGUUCGGCACCACUCGUUGUUAAAUUUGCCGAUACACAAAAGGAAAAGGAUCAAAAGAAAUUGCAACAACUGCAGGUGGGCAUAUGUGGCAUAACAACGCUGACAACACCACCAGCCCAGACAACAGUCAUUGGCGCUUUAGCAGCACCUCCCUCAGCGGCCAACGCCUUAAGUCCUACCAAUGCCCUAGUGCCAACACCUGUAGCCGCCACAACACGUACAAAUCCCACCAUGGCUGCUCUGCAUGCCGCCAUCGCUGCCCCACCACCAACUCUACCGACCGCAACGGGUGCUACAGCUGGCAUUAUACCCACAUCGGCUGCCAGUCUAUCGGCUGUAACACCAACAAUGUUGGUAACCGCUGCCAGUACGACACAUCAGCAAACUUCACCGUAUUUAACCACAGCCGAUGGCAUGUUAUCCAAUUCGGCAGCAGCGGCCGCCGCAGCCCAAAUGCAAAUAUUCCAACAACUGCAAGCUUUUGGCUUACAACCGGCACAUUAUCUACAAGGACUAAAUUUCCCACCGGAUCAUAGUACCACAGCUGCUUCAUUAUCGGCCUCGGCAGUCGCCGCUGCCACCAACAACCCUACUCCUGGCAACGGACUAUUGGCCACCCCCAUUUCCAUGCAAAAUCUGGUUACCUUAGCCUCUUUGAAUCCCGGCACAGUACAAUCCGCACAUGUUACUCAAGGUGCUACUAGCCAGCAUCAUGGUGUACCCACUUCUCAGGCUCUUACAUUUAAUGCAGCCCAGGUGCAUCAGCAUCAUCAGCAACAACAGCAAGCCCAUCAUCAUCAUCAACAGCAACAACAGCAUCAAGCUCAUAUGGCUCAACUAACCGCUGCUCACCAAAUGUCUAUGGCCGCCGCUACACCCCCCUCAUUAGCUGCACAUUUUGCUGCUGCUGCUGCUGGUCCCACUGGUCAUCAUCACGCUUUAUGGACUGGCGCUGAGGCUCUUACAUCACCAUACGCUCCAACACUUAAUCCAUUGACCAAUGGUGCUUAUGCUGCUGCAGCUACAGCACCCCUAACGGCAUCAGCACUACAGGCAGCCGCCGCAGGAGUAGCUGGCAAACAAAUUGAAGGACCCGAAGGCAGUAAUUUAUUUAUUUACCAUCUACCUCAGGAAUUCACCGAUACUGAUCUCGCUUCAACAUUUCUACCUUUUGGUAAUGUUUUAUCUGCCAAAGUAUUUAUCGAUAAACAAACAAAUCUGUCCAAAUGUUUCGGUUUCGUAUCCUACGAUAAUCCGCUAUCAGCCUCCGCUGCCAUACAAGCCAUGCAUGGCUUUCAAAUCGGCACAAAACGUUUAAAGGUGCAAUUGAAACGUUCUAAAGAUGCGGCCAAGCCUUAUUAGUUUAUAAAAGAACUAAAUACUAACAAAGAAAGUAUCUAUAAAAAAAAAAAAAUAUUUUAAAUAUUUAAGUAUUUGAAAAUUUAAAAAAAAAAUAUAUAAAGUAAUUUGAGUGCCUUUAGCCCUUAAAAGAUAAAAAAGAAAAAAACAUUUACAACCAAAGGACCAAUUUUGUUUUUAACAAAAAUUUAAUUAAAAGAAAUACAUAUUUUUAAUAAAAUUAAUUUUAUGAAAAAUAAAAAAGAAAAUAAUAAAAUAACAACCCUUUUUAUUAAAAACAUUUUAAAAAGUAGUAGUAAAACCAAAGAAUGUAAACCAUUUUUAGCAAAAAAAUUAAAAAAAAGAAGAAAAAUAAUGAAAAACAAUAAAUAUUAAUUAAAUAAAUUAAACAAUAAAGUAAUAAUAAAUAUAUUUAACAUAAAUACAUUUUUAAUCAUAACAAAUAUUUUGUGGUAUACAUGCAUAGUUUAUUUGUUUGUUUGUUAUAAUUAAUAAUUUAAAUUAAAUUAAAUUUGUAAUCAUAUGUAUUUUUAAUUGUAUUUUUACUUACAUACAAACAUAUAUUUUAUAAUAUACAAUAUGAGCAUAUUUGUGGUCUUUAUUAAGAGUAUAAAUCAAAUUGUAAUUGUUCUUAUUUUGUUUUUUUAAUUUUUAUUAUUAUUGUUUUUUUUUUUUUGUUUGUUAGAUUUUUAAGUAAAAAGAUAAUAUAUAAAAAAAAUUAAAAUUAAUCUAAAUGAAAUGUUUAAAGCCAAAUAGUUAAGUAAAAGUUUUUGUCAUAAAUAUAUGUGUGUGCGUGUAUUAGGAUUAAAUUUUAAAUGGAACUACAAACCCAAUAAACAAUAUAGACCCAAGAGUAAUCUAAAGGCUUAACUAUAGAGUAGUCUGUAGUCUUGAUUAGUAGUCUACAGUCUUGACUAUAGAGUAUCGUAGAGUGUUGAAUAUAGAGUAGUCUACAGUCUUGAUUAUAGAGUACUUUAUAGUCUUGACUAUAGCGUAGUCUAUAGUCUUGACUAUGGAGUAGUCUAUAGUCCUGACUAUAGAGUAGUCUAUAGUCUUAACUAUGGAAUAUUCUAUCGUCUUGAUUAUAGAGUAGUCUAUAAGCUUAACUAUAAAGUACUCUAUAGUCUUGACUAUUGAGUAGUCUAUAGUCUUGAAUAUUGGGUAGUCUAUAGUCUUGACUAUAUAGAG